Messenger RNA from Daucus carota subsp. sativus, 1331 nucleotides. RefSeq names its product novel plant SNARE 12. Lineage: Eukaryota; Viridiplantae; Streptophyta; Magnoliopsida; Apiales; Apiaceae. The coding region runs from base 256 to 1071 and encodes 271 amino acids. Gene Ontology annotation, cellular component: Golgi apparatus; late endosome membrane; ER to Golgi transport vesicle membrane. The transcript is spliced from 10 exons. Gene Ontology annotation, biological process: retrograde vesicle-mediated transport, Golgi to endoplasmic reticulum; vesicle fusion. Gene Ontology annotation, molecular function: SNARE binding; SNAP receptor activity. The record is from RefSeq and is a predicted model, not a curated record.
AGGAAAUGACCAUCUCUGUUUCCACGCUUUAUAUACUUACUUACACCUAUACUUACACUUUUUCUCUUUACUUUCUCUUUUUCUUCAGCCCUAAUAGUUUGUCUUGUUAAUCAGAGCUAGGGUUUUUGUGUUUCUUUGCAAUUGAGGAUUAAUUAGUGCCGAUUGAGUUGAUUUGCGAUGCUUAUGAGUGGAAUUUAGGGGUUUGAACACUGUUAAAGGUGUUGAAUUGAGGAUAUAAGCAGCUUAGUUGAAGCAAUGUCGACUUCAGAUUUGCCGAUGAGUCCUCAAUUGGAGCAGAUCCACGGUGAAAUUCGCGAUAAUUUUCGUGCCCUCGCUAAUGGCUUCCAGAAAUUGGACAAGGUUAAAGACUCCAGUAGGCAAAGCAAGCAGCUGGAAGAACUUACGGGGAAGAUGAGAGAAUGUAAAAGGUUGAUUAAAGAGUUUGACCGUGAAAUAAAGGAUGAGGAGAGUCGAAACCCUCCUGAGGUCAAUAAACAGCUUAAUGAUGAGAAGCAAUCGAUGAUCAAGGAGCUGAAUUCAUAUGUUUCCUUGAGGAAAACGUAUAUGAGCAGUCUUGGGAAUAAGAAAGUUGAACUUUUUGAUACUGGAGUAGGUGCUAGUGAACCUACAGCCGAAGACAAUGUUCAAAUGGCAUCGACAAUGUCGAACCAGGAGCUUAUCAGUGCUGGGAAUAGGACGAUGGAUGAGACUGAUCAGGCCAUAGAACGCUCGAAACAGGUGGUUCAUCAAACAGUUGAAGUGGGAACACAGACUGCUUCAACCUUGAAGGGACAAACCGACCAAAUGGGGCGUAUAGUUAAUGAACUGGAUACAAUCCAGUUCUCUAUCAAGAAGGCAUCACAGCUUGUAAAGGAGAUUGGUAGGCAGGUGGCCACUGACAAAUGCAUAAUGCUUUUUCUGUUUCUAAUUGUAUGUGGGGUGGUUGCUGUAAUCGUUGUGAAGAUUGUAAAUCCCAACAACAAAGACAUCAGAGACAUUCCUGGAUUGGCUCCUCCAGCCCCUACAGCGAGGAGACUUUUGUAUUUGAAGAGUGGAAAUUAUUUAGUAUAAAUCAUUUGUGACAGAGGAUGCUCUUUUUUCCGGCCAAUUGAUUUUGUGACAUUGCAAGAAGAGAUGGGAGCAACUGGUAUGCAUGGUCUGCGAUUAUUUUCAAUGUUACCGAGAUGAGAUGUGAAUAUCCUGUGUGAAUUUCUUUGUGUAAAUCAUUAUUAGGUUUGUUUCUAUACAGAUUUUUCAACUGACCUGGAAGCCAAGCUUCACUUGUAAACUAUUCCAAAGAAUGUAAUGCUAGAUAAACUGUACUUGCCUCA